Messenger RNA from Drosophila guanche, 1657 nucleotides. RefSeq names its product transmembrane protein 164. Lineage: Eukaryota; Metazoa; Arthropoda; Insecta; Diptera; Drosophilidae. The record is from RefSeq and is a predicted model, not a curated record. The coding region runs from base 333 to 1382 and encodes 349 amino acids. The transcript is spliced from 5 exons.
CAAUCCGAAAACAUUGUCCAACAGAAACGCCCGCAGCGCGCUAUACUCCGCCAUCCGCGUGUACUCUUUUCCCACAACUGCAUCGUAAAUUCUGAAAAUUAAGUGAAUGCAGAUUGUACGCAAGAGCAUAAGAUGCUGAGAAACAUGCGAUAAUGGAAAACUCUGAAUUGUGAAUUGCGUGAAAAGUUCGUCGGAGUGGUGAUUAUUAGUGGGUUCGGGGCGAGCUUUGCACAAGACCACGUGGCGUCCCAAAAUCAGCCCACAGAGUGCGAAAGAGAAUCGGAAAUAAGAAGUACAAGUAAGCCAGUUACCCGACAAGUGCUGUGUCCACAAUGGAAUGGGACUGGAGUUGGGCCGUUGGAGGCAUUACCGCUGAGGUUCCCAGGACAACGGGGCCCGAGUGCAUAAACUAUAUGACGGAUCGGAGACGCUGGAUAGAGACGGUGCUGCUGUCGGCCCUCUUUGUCUUCAUUAUGCACAGGUCGUGGAAGCGUCUAGCCCCCAUAAAACUGCCGCCACUCCAUGAGAUUCAAAAAUCGCACAGCCCCACGCGGCUGUUCCUCCUAGUCGCAAUGUCCAUGGUGUUUGGCAUUGAGAUGGGCUUUAAGCUGUCUGGACAAUCGAUGAUCUUCGCCUUGAACCCCUGCCACGUGCAGACGUGUCUACAGAUCUAUCUCCUGGCCGCCAAGCCCACAAAGACAACUACGGCAAUGUUUCGGAUACAAAUGAGCAACCUGAACGGCCCUUUCUUGGCCUUUCUCUUCCCCGAGGUGGAGGGCCGCACUUAUCCCUUCGAGCAGUCCACGUAUUGGAUACAGCAUGCGCUGCUCUACAUUAUACCCAUUUACAUUAUCCGUAGCGGAGCGUACUCCGUGGAGGACCUUGGCGACUUCCACUGGACAAAAAUUGGAACAGCUUUCAUGCUGUUUUAUCAUUUUAUUUUUCUCUCCCCACUAUCCAUAUUAACUGGCAUCAAUCUGGAUCACAUGCUGUGUGCUGCCAUGUCUGACCCAUUUCAGGGCCCCAACUACAGACUUUUUGCUUGUUGCCAUCAGGCUUUGCUCUGCCCGCUGCUCAGCAAGGGAACCGUGCUCCUGUUUGGCCGCCGGAUGAACGCCUCCAGUGAGAAUGGAGUGAGGAUGAGGAACGUGGGCCGUGAGACUUUGCCAGCGGCAGGGACCGAGGCGGAGGCUGCCAUAUAUCAUCAGCGUACGCAGGAGUACGCCACAGCAGAGGAGGCCACAGAUACAUUAAUGCGGCAUCGGUACAAUGCACAGGCAGCGGCGGCAUCAUCGGGUGGAAUGCAUUCGCAUGACGCGGAGGAAAUGGCGGCCAUAUACGACGCGGCGGAAUACAGGAUGCCCACAACCAGGAUCGACUAGUACACAGCGAAAGACAGGGCCUAGCAAUAUGGUGUAUGCCCACUAUGCAUGUCAAUUCUUAAAUUACUUUAGCAACUUUCUGUGUGGUCUGGUCUUCUCCGAUCCGGUCCACGCUUCGUAGUUAGACCCCACCCCGCACCCAUCAUAAACAGAGAUACAGAGGAUUUUAGCUGAUCUGUAAACUGAGAGGUAGAGAUGGUGAACAAAACACGUGUACAUACUAUACAACUAAUGCUACAAAUUCAUGCUCACGAGGUUACACUUCUAAACAAAAC